UACAAAUGGACGCUUUGGCUGUUCCAACAGACAGGGGGAAAGGCUGGUACCUUUCCCUAAUGGCACCAAACACCAAAGGACCAACUUUUGCCUGGUUGGACUCAUCAAGACUCUACUGUAAUACCCAGGCCCUGUCAGAUUGUGUGAAGGACCUUCUCUAUCCAUUUCAGAAGGAGGCCAUUGACCUGGUAGUGUGUAUAGAUGCAAUGGGAUUCAUCCUCGGAUCGGCUGUGGCCACCACCCUUGGAAAGGGCUUUCUGGCUAUCUGCAAAGCAGGACACCUGCGCAUACAAACCCAGAGCCAAGAGUACAGUGACUACUCAGACAGAGAGAAGAUGGUGGAGGUUCGCCUGGAUGUGUUAAGGCCAGGUGAUUGGUCUGUCUCUGUGCUUCAGGUGCUGAUAGUGGACCAGUGGAUAGAGACCGGAGGAACCAUGAAGGCUGCUAUCAAACUGGUGGAGCGACAGGGAGCGACUGUUGUAGGUGUUGCUGCUGUGGCCAUUGAGAACAGCGAGGGAGUGACCAGUCCCAUGAUCGCCACGGUAAGCACGGGGAGUUGGCUCAGGUCUCCAACCUGACUCUGCCACACUUCCCGUGUGCCCCCUGGCUGCCUCUCGGGCUUCCUUGCCAGCCGUGUUCCCUCGUAUCGCCAGUUCCCUUUUCCUGUUGCCUCCGCUCUCCUGGCUGAUCCCAUGGGAGGCGAUCCCUUCCAGCCUGGAUCUCCUCCCAUGUGUAUGAUCCCUUGCCGUCUAGAAUAGUCCUCCCAUGUCCAGUCUUCUUUUCCAACGCUGCUUGGUCCUUGGGUGGUGGGUAGUUCUGUAACGGCCGUUGGUGGAAGAAGGUGAGGACCAAGGUGCAGCGUGGUACGUCUUCAUCUUUUAUUAGUUGAACUGAACACUGAAUUGCAAAACAACUAAGAGAACAACCGAAACAGUUCUGUCUGGUGCAAACACAAAAACAGAAAGCAACUACCCACAAAAACCCAGUGGGAAAAAGCUACCUAACUAUGGUUCCCAAUCAGAGACAACGAUAGACAGCUGCCUCUGAUUGAGAACCACACUCGGCCAAACACAUAGAAAAAGAACAUAGAAUUCCCACCCCAACUCACGCCCUGACCAAACCAAAAUAGAGACAUAAAAAGGAUCUCUAAGGUCAGGGCGUGAUAGUUUCCAUGAUGUGCCAUGUGUUGCUGCCUAGCUAUGUUGUUGUCUUAGGUCUCUCUAUAUGUGGUGUUGUGUUGUGUGUUUUGUCCUAUAUAUACUGUAUACCUAUUUUUUUCAUAUAUUUUUUUAAUCCCAGCCCCUGUAAUAAGAAUUUGUUCUUUUUAUUUUACCUUUAUUUAACUAAGCAAGUCAGUUCAGAACAAAUUCUUAUUUUCAAUGACAGCCUAGGAACAGUGGAUUAAAUGCCUGUUCAGGGGCAGAACGACAGAUUUGUACCUUGUCAGCUCGGGGAUUUGAACUGGCAACCUUCCGGUUACUAGUCCACCACUCUAACCACUAGGUUACCCUGCCGUUCUUUACUGACUAGCCUAGUUAAAUAAAGGUUAUACAACAACAAUCCUAAUGUUGUAUUUCUUAGUCAUUUAGAAACAACAACAAAAAUACCUUUGAAAAUGUGGAGUAGGUUGUGUAGAUUGACAGGAAAAAAUAUUUAAUUGAAUAAAUGUUUUGUAUUUGUAUUUUAAGGAAGCAAAAUGUGAAGAUUGUGCAAAGGGUGUGUAGACUUUCACUAGCGACCUUAUGUAUUAUUGUUUCAUAUUAAGAGGCCCUGGCUAAUAUGACAAACAGUUACAAAACAUAAUUGAAUAACAGAUUAGUGACUCAUCC
This is a messenger RNA of Oncorhynchus keta (chum salmon), 1829 nucleotides long. RefSeq names its product adenine phosphoribosyltransferase-like. The transcript has 5 exons. The record is from RefSeq and is a predicted model, not a curated record. Gene Ontology annotation, molecular function: adenine phosphoribosyltransferase activity. Lineage: Eukaryota; Metazoa; Chordata; Actinopteri; Salmoniformes; Salmonidae. Bases 6 to 578 code for a protein of 190 amino acids.